AUGUGUUUUAAAGACAAAGUCGUAUUCAUCAGUGGAUCAAGUUCUGGAAUCGGAGCAGCAACUGCUAUAGAAUUUACCAAAGCUGGCGCAAAUGUCAUUAUAAAUGGAAUUAACGAUACCAAGUUAAAAAGCGUUUAUGAAAAAUGCAUAGAAUACGGUAAAAAGCCGUUAAUGAUAAGUGCUGAUAUCUCAAAAGAUGAAGAAGCAAAGAGAGCUAUCGAAGAAACGAUAAAACAUUUUGGAACACUUGAUAUUCUAGUUAACAAUGCUGGUUUCUCAAAAUGUGGAAGCAUACUUGAUGGAAAUCUAUUGAAAAGUUACGAUGAAGUAAUGGCUACAAAUUUAAGAGGAGCAAUGCAUUUGACUGAAUUAGCUGCACCAUAUUUGAUAAAAACUAAAGGAAAUAUAGUUAAUGUGUCGAGUGUAGGUGGCGUUGCUGUUCCAGUUUUGCCACAGAUGAUAUCAUAUUGUGUUUCUAAAGCGGGUCUAGAUCAUUUCACACGAUGUUCGGCGCUAGAGCUCUCUAAAUUUGGAGUACGAGUUAACGCAGUUAGCCCCGGUCCUGUAGCAACGGAUUUCCGAAAAAACUCCGGUACUGAAAAACUAAUGGCUGAUCGAAAAAUUCAUCCCGCUUUGGACAGAGUUUCGGAACCGAUUGAAAUAGCAGAUGUGAUAUUGUUUUUAGCAAGUGAUAAAGCAAAGGGUAUCACCGGAUCCAAUUUUGUAUCCGAUAACGGUCUUCUUUUAAAAAUAUAA
Molecule: messenger RNA, 756 nt
Organism: Papilio polytes (common Mormon)
Lineage: Eukaryota; Metazoa; Arthropoda; Insecta; Lepidoptera; Papilionidae
Product: glucose 1-dehydrogenase-like
Exons: 1
Coding region: 1-756 (251 amino acids)
Source: RefSeq, a predicted model, not a curated record